CAGAAAAUCCUUGCCACUAUCUCCCAUUGAUAACAAGCCCCUCUAAAAGUAUACAGAGAUGUUUUAAUUUUUAGCUAAUUAAAUGGAAAGCCUCAGCCCGUUUGUUUUCUGGUCGCAGACCAAACAGACACUCUUACUUAAAGUCGACCUCAAAGAUGCCAAGGGCGCUAUCGCAGACUUUUCGCCGGUUGCGGUGAAUUUUAGUGCCAAUGGCCACGGAGCCCGGGGCAUGAAUGCCUACAAGUUUCAAUUGCACUUCUAUGCCUUGAUAGACGACGAGAACGCCACAUUUGUGGUCAGCGACAACAAAAUCGAAUUACAGAUUAGAAAACUAGAACCGGAAUGGUGGCCCCGGCUAGUGGCCACUCCUCAGAAACCACACUGGCUGAAGAUAGACUUCGAUCGCUGGCGCACCGAGGACGAUGCCGAACUGGAGGAGAAGCCGCGGGACGUGCGCCAGGACUAUCAGCAGGAGUACGCAGACCUGCAGAAGCGCGAGCUGGGCUACAUUAAGGAGAAAACGAAGAAAGUCUACAUGAUAUUCUACAAUCUGGCCAUGUUUAUAGGAUACCUGUACAUAGUGGCCGUCAUGGGAGUGCUCUACUACCGCGAUGGGGCUGAGAGCAUUGCCAAGACAUACGCCAACGUGGGCAACGCCUUCAAGUUUGUGCAAUUGCUGCAGUAUCUUGAGGUGAUGCAUCCGCUGUUCGGCUACACGAAGGGCAGUCCGCUGGUACCAUUUUUCCAGGUAUCGGGCCGCAACUUUGUGCUCUUUCUAAUGAUUGAAAUGGAACCGCGCAUGUACACCAAGCCAGUGGUAUUCUAUGUGUUUAUCAUUUGGUCUCUAGUGGAACUCGUUCGCUAUCCUUUCUAUCUAAGUCAGCUGCUGGGUCGCGAAGUGGGCUUGCUCACCUGGCUACGCUACACCAUCUGGAUACCGCUUUACCCCAUGGGCAUUCUGUGUGAGGGAAUCAUUGUUCUCCGCAAUAUUCCCUUCAUUGAGGAGACGAAACGGUUUUGCGUCGACAUGCCCAACCGCUGGAACAUCACUUUCGACAUGGUUCUUUUCCUGAAAAUCUACCUCCUGCUACUGAUCCUGCCUGGCAGCUACCUUGUCAUGUCGCACAUGGCCAAGUUGCGGGCUAAGAAGCUGGGACGAGGGCGUGCCAAGCGCCGGCAGCACCUUCACGCCGACUAAUCGACCCACUGCCCGGAGCAGGUUCGUUCGCACUGUGGCAGUACCUAUUUCCUAUUUUCGUUUAGCAUAAGCAAACAGUCCAAAGAACUCUAGAGAUCCACCAAACUAUUCAACUUUUGACGUUCAUUAAACAUUUUUAUCAUAUUGCAAA
Drosophila bipectinata is the source of this 1349-nucleotide messenger RNA. It is a transcript of the gene Hacd2, whose product is annotated as 3-hydroxyacyl-CoA dehydratase 2. The record is from RefSeq and is a predicted model, not a curated record. NCBI's taxonomy places the organism in Eukaryota, Metazoa, Arthropoda, Insecta, Diptera, Drosophilidae. Gene Ontology annotation, biological process: fatty acid elongation; very long-chain fatty acid biosynthetic process; sphingolipid biosynthetic process. Gene Ontology annotation, molecular function: 3-hydroxyacyl-CoA dehydratase activity. Gene Ontology annotation, cellular component: endoplasmic reticulum membrane.